Portunus trituberculatus (swimming crab) is the source of this 3929-nucleotide messenger RNA. RefSeq names its product elongation of very long chain fatty acids protein-like. Lineage: Eukaryota; Metazoa; Arthropoda; Malacostraca; Decapoda; Portunidae. The record is from RefSeq and is a predicted model, not a curated record. Gene Ontology annotation, molecular function: fatty acid elongase activity. Gene Ontology annotation, biological process: sphingolipid biosynthetic process; fatty acid elongation, saturated fatty acid; very long-chain fatty acid biosynthetic process. The transcript has 11 exons. The coding region runs from base 390 to 1535 and encodes 381 amino acids. Gene Ontology annotation, cellular component: endoplasmic reticulum membrane.
AGGGAAUGAGUCAGUGUUGGAGGGUGUGUCGUCGAGGGUGGAUGUGUAGCUCGUGCGGUCCGUUGGGUUUCAUAUUGACGCCUCUCUGACGCAGGAACCUUUGAGCUUAUGGUUGGAUAUUGCCACCAUCCACUCCAGAAAACUUAAGACGAACUUCCUCCCACUCCGUUGACUUGUGUGUGUGAUGAAGAAAUUGUAUGUCCCUCAGGAUUUUAGUGUGAAAUAAGGAUUCACCCGGUGCCGGUGAUUACUGGUGCCUGGACGGUGCAGUUGUGAUUGGUUAGUGCAGAGGAAGCACCGAGUGGCAGGCUUGGAAAGCGUUGUGGCGGCGCCAACACGAUAGGGAAUACCAACGGAAGUUAAAGGGUGUCUAAUCAUCAAGAGACAGGAUGGCGCACCUCGUGGAGAAGGUAAUGGACAGCUAUAAUGACAUCUUCAUCAACCAGCGAGAUCCGAGGGUUGAUGGAUGGCUCUUCAUGGACUCACCGUGGCCCACAUUCUUCCUGUGCAUCAGCUACGUGUUGCUGGUGAAGGUGAUCGGGCCACGUUGCAUGAAGGAUCGCCCUCCCUUUGAUCUGAGACGUCUCCUUGUUUUCUACAAUGCAGCUCAAGUCGUCUUUUCCACCUGGUUAUUCUACGAGAUUGGAAUGAGUGGGUGGUUCACACAUUAUUCAUUACGCUGUCAACCUGUUGAUUAUUCCGACAAUCCUUCAGCUAUUCGUUUCGGUAUGGGUGGCUGGUUCCGUGGAUACUCCUACCGUUGCCAGCCAGUCGACUACUCACAAAACCCAGUGGCCAUCAGGAUGGCCCAUGCUUCCUGGUGGUACUAUUUUUCCAAGUUCACUGAAUUCCUAGACACGAUUUUCUUUGUGCUGCACAAGAAAAAUGAGCACAUCUCCAUGCUGCAUGUCAUCCAUCACGGCUGUAUGCCCAUGAGUGUUUGGUUUGGAGUCAAGUUCACUGCAGGUGGCCACAGCACUUUCUUCGGUCUUGUCAACACCUUUGUACAUAUUGUGAUGUACGUGUACUACAUGAUGGCUGCCAUGGGACCCAAGUACCGCCGCUACAUUUGGUGGAAGAAGUACCUCACCAACUUCCAGAUGAUCCAGUUCAUCCUGAUCUUCAGUCAUGCAUUCCAGCUGUGCUUCACUGAGUGUCACUACCCUCGUGCCUUCAUGUGGUGGAUCGGCGGUCAUGCUGUUAUGUUCUUCUUCCUCUUCUCGGAGUUCUACAUCAAGGCUUAUCUUCGUGGCUCCGCAAAGUUGUAUAUGAAUGGUACCUCAAUUUCCUCCAAGGCCAAUGGACACACCAAUGGACAUAUCAAACAUGCAAAUGGUCAUGCAAACGGCAAGGCAAAUGGCGUAGCCAAUGGUUACAGCAAUGGCCAUGCAAAUGGUCAUGCAAAUGGAACCAUCCAUUACAGGGGAUCUUCAACAAAGGAGACCAAUGGCCACAUUCCCCAGACUGAGGACACUUCUAUCAAUGCACGGGUGCGACGACUAGUGUGCAUGAGUGUAGAUACUAGCUUGGAAUAAGCUCAGUUUUCAGUACUACCUCAUAACUGGAGUAAAUCUUAACAGUGCAUCCAGACCUCUCAUUUUAUUUAUCACUGAGGUGUCAUACACCGUGCUCAGCUGGAUAACCUUGUGGUGGUGCUGAGCUUGGCGCAAGAUGCAACUCUUGAUAGCUGACGUGUCAGACAAUAUAAUAAUAAUAAUAAUAAUCACAGAGCAGGGUUCUGCAGGUGGCUCAUGCCCUACAAUUUCUAUUUUGUAAGGUAAUGGCAAAUAUCUGAUUGAGAUGAUGAAUCAGCUUUUUAUUAGUUUUCUUCAUUAAAGACUAUAUUAGUUUUCUUCAUUAAAGACUCUCCAGAAAUUAAGUUGUUGCUAAAUACUCUGCAGUACAGUUAGCAAUGACAGUUUUAUUAAUUAAAUGGUGCAAUUAAUAAAAAUUAAAUCCAUUGGAUGAUUAUUUUGGUGUGUUCGAGUUGUUAGUUUUAGUGGACAUGGUGCUCAUGGAGAGAACUUGAACUCUCAUGACCUUACAAAAUGUUGGAAAGGGACUGGCCUUUCUGGAUGUUGCACAAAUUUGCACUGGGGUAAGAAAGCACUUUAAGUGUAUACAUUUUACUGUGCUAAAUGUUUCAGUGUCAGAAAAGAAACAUUUGGAAAAGAAGCUUGUUUUAACAAACUUAAUAUCAAUGUAUUCCACUGCCAUGAUUGUCUAGAUAUAAAACAACAUGACUGUCAUCCAUUUUGGAUCACAAUCAAAGAUGGUCUUAUUUUUAUUGCAAUGAAAUUGCCACCAGUCUUGCUUUCACAGAAAGACAAUUCUGUUAUUUUAUUGGUCUUGAAUAUGCUUUUUAUCAAUGGAUUUUUGUCAAUAAAAACCAUGCUAUAUGAAUUCUUAUUGUGAUGCAGUGAAGGAAAUUAUCCAUAAAUAAAAUAAAAGUUGAGUGAAAACCAGCUAAAGACACUGGUACUACAUUAAUUUCACAAAGCCAUUCACAGGCAUUUGGUGCCUUUUUAAUUAAUGUAGGAAAAUACUUGACUAGGGUUAUGCAACUUGCAACCAUGAAACCAAUAUUCACAGUAUGUGGAAAGUAGUGUUUUCUUACUUAAAACUUAUUUUUGUAUGUAUUUUGGACAAAGUUCACAUAUCAUUGAUAAAUGGUAAAAAUAAAAUUUGUAAUUGACAUUGAUCAUGCAAACCAAAGUAUUGGAAUUGGAAUCCUUUUGUAAAAUUUGAAAGUUAAAAUGCUUAACUAUUUUAUUCAUGGUGAUGUGAAUUACAUUUGGCCACAAAGAAAACAGAAAAGAUGGUCUUGGUUCAUUUGUUGUGCCUUACCAAUACCUACAACAGAAACACAAAUAAGAAGUUAUAGAAUGCAAAGUUGUUAAAUUUUUAAAGAUUUAGAUAAUGAUAAUAGUGACUAUACCAUUCUUCAUGACUUAUGAGUUCUUUGUCCUGUGUGUGCACUGUGUGUGUUGGCUGUAUAUGUUGCAGGAUCCCAGAUGACAGUGCAUGUCUGUUUAAUGUUUAUUUGGUACUGCAGAAGUCUAAAAACCUGUAAUAAAGUUAUGCAUAAUUUAUUCAAAAUGAUUAGUGUUUCUUGACUGUUAUUCUGAAUGAAAAUUUCCUCUAUAAUGUUGUCCACAGUUAGUAAAUUAAUGUUGUUGUACAUUUGUGCUUAGGUAAAAAGAAUUAUGGCAAUGCAAGCACUUCAUUUCAGUUCCCAGAGUAGUGUACUAUUUAGUCAAGUAACUUCUUGUUUUACUUUUCUUUAUUCCAUGUGGAUUACAACUGGAGAUUAGAUUACUGUAUUUCCAGAUUAACUCACCCCUGACAUUUCCCCAAAGUGCAUCUGUAAGGUCUUACGGCCACAGACCAGCACUCUGUUACCAAAACAAUGAAGCUGUGUGGACUGACCACCACAUGCUAGUAUUGGUGCCUUCCUCACCCCCUCUCACAACUGCUCCUUGAUAUAUUCCAUCCUUGAGCAGCUAGUAAUGAUGAUUAUAAUAUUUGGGACAAGUUAUUUUUUGAGGUUUGGAAUCUAAAAUUAUCUUUAUGUAAUUACUGACAAAACUAGACCUGUCAUUUAUUUUAUAUUUGUUACACAGAGUCUGAUUCUAAUUAUUUUGCACUCCCUUUCACUUCCUAAUAUCUUUGUACCCAAAUAAGAUGAAGACUAGAUCACACAAUACCAAAGUCACUGUCUCAGAGUGUAAUGGAGGAAGAAAGAAGAAUGUGCUAUUUGUUGUCUGCUGGUGGUCUGAGCUACCCUUGUGAAUCAACCUUCAGAUGUAAGUGCUGAUUAAAUGCAUGUGUGAGCAUAAUUGAAGGUUUAUUUGUAUUAUGUCAAACAUGUUCUUUUUGUAUACUUUGUUUUUUUUAAGCCUUUUUUAAUAAGCAAAUAUUUUAACUGA